Panicum hallii is the source of this 1265-nucleotide messenger RNA. RefSeq names its product protein YIPF6 homolog. Gene Ontology annotation, cellular component: trans-Golgi network; membrane. The transcript has 3 exons. Bases 180 to 1007 code for a protein of 275 amino acids. NCBI's taxonomy places the organism in Eukaryota, Viridiplantae, Streptophyta, Magnoliopsida, Poales, Poaceae. The record is from RefSeq and is a predicted model, not a curated record. Gene Ontology annotation, biological process: endoplasmic reticulum to Golgi vesicle-mediated transport.
GCCUCCCUCCCACCGAAAAGGCGCUAGUCUGCAGACCACAGACCAGGGAAGGCAGGAACCCCAACUCCCAAGGCUCCAACCCCCCAAACCCAACCCUCCCGCGAGAUCUCUCUCGCCGGCCACCAGCGCCUCCUCAGAUCCGCCUCGCCCUUGCCGGCGCGCGCCCCACGCCGGCCGCCAUGUCGCACAACCACGGCGACACGAUCCCGCUCCACCCCUCGUCGGCGCAGUCCGACAUGGACGAGAUCGAGAGCCUGAUCCACGCCGCGCCCUCCUCGGCCACGGUUCUCCCCGCGCGGCCGCCCUCCCCGCCGCGGGCCUCCAUCCCGGUCUCCUCCUCCCCGGCCCCGGCGCCCGUCCCUUCGAAGCCCCCGCUCCCCGCUGCCUCCAUUCCGAUCUCCGUCUCCCCCGUGCCGCCCGCGUCCGCCUCCGUUUCCGUCCCCAUCGGCGCCGACGGCUUCGGCCCCCCGCCCAACACGCUCACCGAGCCCGUAUGGGACACCGUCAAGCGAGACCUCGCCCGCAUCGUCAGCAACCUCAAGCUCGUCGUCUUCCCAAACCCCUACCGCGAGGACCCCGGCAAGGCGCUCAGGGACUGGGACCUGUGGGGACCCUUCUUCUUCAUCGUCUUCCUCGGCCUCACACUCUCCUGGUCGGCCUCCGUUAAGAAGUCUGAAGUAUUUGCUGUGGCAUUCGCUGUCCUGGCUGCUGGGGCGAUAAUUCUAACUUUGAAUGUUCUGCUUCUGGGUGGACACAUCAUCUUCUUCCAAAGUCUCAGUCUUCUUGGCUACUGCCUGUUUCCACUGGAUGUCGGUGCUCUAGUCUGCAUGCUGAAGGACAAUGUCAUACUUAAGAUUGUCGUGGUGACAAUCACAUUGGCAUGGAGCUCCUGGGCUGCGUAUCCAUUCAUGAGUGCUGCAGUCAACCCAAGGAGAAAGGCUUUGGCCCUAUAUCCUGUCUUCCUCAUGUAUAUCUCAGUUGGUUUCCUCAUAAUUGCCAUAGAUUAAUGAACAGGGUGAGCUUUGUAGUAACUUCUGAGGUGUGAGAAUUUCCCCAUCGAUGAUCGAACCACCUGAAUACAUACAAUGUUUGAGUAGACAAUGUUACUACCCUCAUGGGGUCUGGGAAUUGUCUUGUGGGGAUUUUGGUCUUAAAUGGGCUGGAGGCAUACGGUUGUAAAAUUAGUUGAGAUCUAUAUCUGUUGUAAAGGGCAUGAACAUUGGGCCACUUAAUUUGAUGUCAAACUUUCUUAUACUGUCGUAUGA